Brassica napus (rape) is the source of this 1754-nucleotide messenger RNA. RefSeq lists its product as uncharacterized. The record is from RefSeq and is a predicted model, not a curated record. The coding region runs from base 222 to 1553 and encodes 443 amino acids. The transcript has 6 exons. NCBI's taxonomy places the organism in Eukaryota, Viridiplantae, Streptophyta, Magnoliopsida, Brassicales, Brassicaceae.
AAAAUAAUUUAUUUAUCCCUGUCUGUAUCUCUGUAGUAGACUGUAGUCAUCUUCUUCGGAGCCCCAACCCCAAAUUCGAAAAUUCAAAAUCCCGCCUUCUAGAAACCCUAACGACGGCGACUAUCUCCGCCGUUAAAUCGUCCCUCCCUCUACGUGAUCUAAUUCUCUGUAAGAUCCAGAUUAUUGCAAAAUCGAAGCUCCUUUCAUAGGGUUUAGGGAAAAUGGAACGUUACAUGACCAGAAGAGAUACUCUUGUUAGAGAAAAAGUUAAAGAAGAAGAAGAUGAUUGUGAACUGGAUCUACUCUACCUUGUACAUUCUGAUAUCUCGUCUCUUCUUCACCAGAUUGAUGAGCUCGUUGUCAAAGCCACAAAGCUCAAAACUUUGAGCAAACAAGAAGUUGAAUCCUUCAGAUCUGUCUUGUCCCAUAUGCAUUCCUCACUAAAGCCAUGGUUUCCUCGGUUGCAAGCAGCCAUAUCCAGUUCUCAAUUGCUUUCCAAGGUACACGAAGAACAGUCUUUGAUGAGGAGCGCAAGCAAAGAGGAAUUGUAUGAUGUUGAGAGUCCUGAGCCUACUGGAUUUGAGCCCUUAGUCUCCCCUUCUCCUCUCGUGGCAUGGCGUUGUGGUGAUCAUAACCCCGACAAGGGUAGACAGCUCUUUAUGUUGACACCACUCCCCUUGCGAAAAUCUGAAUUCCUUAAAUCCAAGCUGAAAUCCAAAAGGGUCUUUCCAAAUCCCGCUGCAACUCAACCGCUUCAAGCUUCUAAAGAGACAAGUGACUGUGGUCUAGGAGUUGAGUCGUUGAAGGCUGCAGGACUUGGUAACCCUUUAGUCCCUGUCAUGGAUUUGUCUGAAAGUUUGGUGGAGUCUGAGCCAUUGCCUUCAGUGAAAAUUCAGUCUGAGCUUCUGAUGACCCCUUGCUCAAAGAUGUCGCCUCCGAAAACUCGUACACUGUUUAAACCGGUUCCUCAACGGGGAAAGCAAGAGGCUUGUAAGUCCACCUGCUCAGAAUUGGGAGCUAGCACUUUUAAUGGUUCACAGAGCUCUGAGUCGUCUGGCAUUGAUGAAACAGACGACCUCUAUUCCAAGUAUCCAGAGCUUAUGGGGUUAAAACAUGCUCCAAUAGCUAGAAAAACCGAUCUUGAAGCCUCGCCGGUUUGGUGGUUUUCUCCUCCCAAAACAUCUGUUUUAUUGGAGCCGCCUGUGAAUGAGAAAAUACCAACUGAUGAAACCGGUGGAUCAACAACAGUAUCCUCAUUUGCUUUUACAAACGUUAAACCAGAAGCAGCACACACGAAAGAGGCAAGCAGGUCAAUGGUGGUUGAGAGUACACCAUUGAUGAAAGAAGCAGAGAGUGUAAUGACCAAAAACAGACCAAGAGCGGGUGAGAGUACUCUAAAGAAAGAGCUGUGGACAAGGUUCGAAGAAGCAUCAAUGCAUGAAAACCGUUUCAGCUCGAUGACGACAACAACAACGAUGAGGGGGAAUAAGAAGAAAGGGUUUAUGGAAAUGUUAGAGGAAGUGUGUGGCAAUGAGGAACACGAGUUAAAUUGAUGGUCGAAGCACAAUAUAGUCUACGUAUAACUUCACUUCGUUUGUUUGUAAUUUUGUCAAUCGUGCGGUUCAAUCUUUCUUUACCAUAUUGUGAAGUUAUAUGUGCUUCAAAUUCUCCCAUAUAUUGAAUUGAAUAUACCCUCUUGAGUGGAUUAACCAGUGUGAUUUUAUGUUUAGGUUAUUUUUCGAUCUUUAGGACAA